AAGAUGAAGUAUUCUCUAAGUAGCUUUGCUAAACAGGGGGAGAGUAGUCUGAUUCACCAGCAUCAAUGUCCCAAGCUAGCGCCACACAGAGCUUAGAUUUACACAUUUAACCAAUAAGUUAAGGAACGCUAUAUUAGGAUAUUACCGUAAGAUACAUGUCCUUUUGCAGUCUGUCAUGUUUCUCGAGUGGGCUGACAACUGUAUCAUUAUUUCAUAAAGUAGUCUGAAAUAAAUGUAUUUACCAAGUUAUGUGCAGUCCUAUUUUACCAAACGUGUAAAAAUACUAGCCACGAAUGACCAUGAAGAUAUGGCUUCAAUCAACUUAAACAAAGAUAUAUCUGCAAUACUUAAUACUUGUAAUUGUUCUGAAAUUUGACACGUUAGUAAGGUAACAAAUCAUUUUGAAGACAUUCAAUAUCAAAAUACUAACAGUUCACGGUGUCACACAAAGGAAGUUGUUUGAGUUGCUCACUUUAGCCAUUCAAUAUAAGAAGAUGAAAGAAGACCAAAUUAAUACACAACAAAUUCACACAAGGUUUGCCAACAGAGCAAGUUGGUGUUCUUUCAAACAAAUGCAGUUAUUUAGAUUACCAAGUAUGGGCAUGAUAUACUAACAAACCUGAAGACAACUAAAUUGGGAUCUUCAUCUCAAAACCAAAAAGUGAACUUUUAUGGUGUUUAUAUAAACCUGUCAGUUUCCUCUCAAGUUCAAUUUUCAUUUAGACAUACAAAUGUCCAUGAAGCUUUAAUGCCGUUAAAACCAUGUUUCAACCACGUUAUAAAUAUGGGUUAUGGAAUGUCUCACCGCAUUCCUUGCAAUGCAACACGUCAUUGUGUUUGUGCAAAUUCUCAUGGUAUAGCUGGAUUAAAUAAUAAUGUCAUAUACACAUACCACACUAUUUAAAUGUAAUAGACCAGUUUUUAUUUUGUUAUUUAGGUAGCCUGCAGUUUAUAUAUUCCUAAAUCAUCUAUUAAACCUGCCAGUGGAGAUUAGGCACCUCGGUUAAACCCAAGAUGCAAAACCAUUACACCCAAUAAACAGGAUGUGUUUGUGUGGUGGUCUAUCUUAAAGGUUCAUUCUUUACCUUCUUAACUUGUAUCGCCGUUGUUGUAGUAAAUGACAGAUUUUUGUUUCGCACGUCAAACCAAAAUACUUCACCAGUUUGACCUUGAUGGGUCAAAGGUUAUGUCAAAUCAUCCUUGGUCAAUCAGCACAUAUCCAUGAAAGUAAGAUAUGGUAAUAGGAGCAUUGCUGUCAACUCACGACUUUCGAACAUUUACCAACAAUUUCAGGAGGGAUUUUUACUCUCUUCAAUUUCUAUGAAAUAGAAUCAGGUUACGUGGGGCAGUUACUUUUUUGGCCACUGUAUCAAGGCCACUAAUAUCAAUCACUGAAUGACAACAUGCUAUGUCAAUAAAGACAAGACAAUUUCUUGGCGUUUUUCAUCAUUUUUACUUAUACUUAUAACUUGCAUACAAUAUGUACAGCCUUUUUAUCAUGUACACCACAAUAGCAAACAUCGCUAUCAUUAUGUUUAAUCAUACAUUUGAUAAUAUGUUAUGAUUCCCAAAACAGUGUCUGUGCUUACAUACAUAAAGCGAUUUCCAUCGUGCAAAAUUUACGCUACUUUCUCCACAUUCACACACUUCACACCCUUUAAGAAGAAUGGCUUUGAGACAAAAAAUUAAGAUGGACAUACCAGAGGAAUAAUUUCGCAAAUGUCUAAAUUUAACCCAUUUUAGUAGAUUUUUACUGUACUGCAACCUGUACUUCGAGAAAAGGAAAACUGUUUCCAACUACAACUGAGUGGCGUUGUUGCGCCGGCAGGAGAGGAGAUGAUUCCCCCAGUUCACAUACAGCGAGCCAGGAAAAGCGGAAAAAUGCAGACAAACAGUCUCCGAAUAAGGCUUUACGAAGCAUCGGAGCUAAGGACGUGCUGCGGGGAGAUGUAAUGAAAUGGUGGCCCCGUUUAUACUAUGAUUUGUCGCGCUGUCUCUCCCGCAAACCCAAGUGUAAGGACAGCCGCUGGAUUCGUGAAGCGUCCCCCGGUUUCCACUCACUUUCUUGGCAUGCCUUUGGAGCUCGGUCUCGGCUUUUUUCGCUCCUUUCUUCACGCACUGAACGUCAAUACACGAAGACAGGGACACGACUGGUGCAGAGAAACGCAAUGGCUUUGUUGAAAUACUCAUAGUGCACAUAACGCUGUGCUGUCGGUGGGCUCGGCUCUAUGUCAAAAUAAAUCUGAAGAAAAAAGUAAGAAAUCAAAUAAUUGCAGGAAGAUGGCGCCCACCAAGCCGAGCAUUCAGCAAGACCCUUCAAGAAGAGAACGCGAUCCCUAUUGGGAGAGGCCAGCUAAUGCCAGCUCCUGUUCAGCCUCUAGGCCCAAGACACUACACCUGGGAGGGCAACAACACACUUCAUCACCAUGGUUGCAGGCUUUGAGGAAGGAGAAGUCCCGUGAUGCGGCGCGCUCGCGGCGUGGGAAGGAGAACUUUGAGUUCUACGAGCUGGCCAAGAUGCUGCCACUGCCGGGGGCCAUCACCAGCCAGCUGGACAAGGCCUCCAUCAUCCGCCUGACCAUCAGCUACCUGAAGAUGAGGGACUUCGCAAACGGGGGCGACCCGCCGUGGAACCUUCGCAUCGAAGGCCCGCCUCCCAACACCUCAGUAAAAGCUAUCGGAACUCAGAGGAGGAGGGGUCACACCGUCGUUGCCUCGGAGAUCUUUGAACCGCACCUCGGGAGCCACAUUCUGCAGUCCCUGGAUGGAUUUGUAUUUGCACUAAACAAGGAGGGGAGGUUUUUGUACAUCUCAGAGACGGUGUCCAUAUACCUGGGCCUCUCACAGGUGGAGCUGACCGGCAGCAGUGUGUUCGACUACGUGCACCCGGGCGACCACGCGGAGAUGGCAGAUCAGCUGGGCAUGAAGCUGCCCCCGGGCCGAGGCCUGCUCUCUCAGGGCACCGCCGAGGACGGCGCCAGCUCCGCUUCCUCCUCCUCCCAGUCCGAAACGCCGGAGCCAGUAGAGUCUACCAGCCCAAGUCUGUUGGCGCCAGAUAACACCCUGGAACGUUCUUUCUUUAUCCGGAUGAAGUCCACCCUGACCAAGAGAGGCGUCCACAUCAAGUCAUCGGGCUAUAAGGUGAUUCACGUCACUGGCAGACUGAGGAUAAGGAUGGCACUGACCCACAGUCGGUCUGUGCCCGUUCAGAUCAUCGGCAUGGUGGUGGUGGCACACGCCCUGCCCCCGCCCACUAUCAACGAGGUGCGCAUCGACUGCCAGAUGUUUGUGACGCGGGUCAACAUGGACCUCAACAUCAUCUACUGUGAAAACAGAGUUAGCGACUACAUGGACCUGACGGCAGUGGACAUCGUGGGGAAGAAAUGCUACCACUUCAUCCACGCGGAGGACGUGGAGGGCAUCCGGCAGUGCCAUCUGGACCUGAUCAACAAAGGUCAGUGUGUGACGAAGUACUACCGCUGGAUCCAAAAGAAUGGCGGCUACAUCUGGAUCCAGUCCAGCGCCACCAUCUCCUUCAAUGCCAAGAACGCCAAUGAGAAGAACAUCAUCUGGGUCAACUAUGUGCUCAGCCUCCAGGAGUACAAAGAUGUUCCCAUGGAUAUCGCACAGCUCCCCAAUCUCCCGGAGAAAGCAUCCGAGUCUUCCGAGACCUCCGACUCUGAGUCUGACUUCAAGGAUAACUCUGAGGACAACGAGAACAACUCUAAGUCGGACCGCAAGGGCAACCGGUCGUCGGAGAACAGCGAGGACCCAGGGCCCGACAGCAAGAAGCAGCCGCGGCAGCCAUCGCAGGAGCAGGAGAUGCGGCGCCAGGAGGAAGGCGACAGCUCCAGCAACCCAGAGAGCCAGGACAGCGAGGACAGCAUGGAGCCGUCCGACUGUGAGACCGAGAGCAAGGAGGGCCGCCUGGGCCGCCUCGGGGGUCUCCACAUCAAGGUGGAGCACUACGGCGACGCGGAGACCCUGGAGCUGCACGACUCCAACUCCUCGUCGUCUGAGGAGGAGGAGGAGGAUGAUGAGGAUGACGACGACGCGGAAGAGGACGACGAUGAUCACGGGGGGCUCAGCCCAAAGGAUUGUGGGAUGGGCGUGACGGAGCUGGCCGGCUCGGCUGCCAGCAAACACCAGAAGCGCAAGAAGAGGCGGAAAAAGCAAAAGUGGAACAGGAGGCAACGCAUGCGGCUCACAUCCAACGACCCCGCCAGCCCCCCCGCCGUGGACCCCAGCGUGCUGGGCGAGCAGCCACCGCUCCUGCCUCUGCCGUCGCCCGCCAGCGCCUCUGUGCUGAAGAUCAAGACGGAGAUGUCGGAGCCCAUCAACUUUGACAAUGACAGCAGCAUCUGGAACUUCCCGCCCAACCGCGAGAUCUCACGGAACGAGUCGCCCUACAGCAUGACCAAGCCCCACGCCCCCGGCACCGAGCCCUUCCCGUCCCCACAGGGGUCCUCAGGGCUCCAGGUGACCAUCCCUGAUUCGGUCCUCACCCCUCCCGGGACAGACGGUGGUGGAGGCGGUGGCGCUAGGAAACCGGGCUUCAACGGCAACGGCAACGGCAACAACGCCGGCACUCCCAACUCCACCUCGAGCGUCGGAUCCAACUUAGCCCCGCUGUCAAGUUCCUCCUCCUCCGACCCGCUCUCCCCGCCCCUGUCGGCAUCUCCGCGGGACAAGCAGCAUGGCGGCACGCCCACCACCUCCUCCUCCUCCUCCUCCUCAGGCGGCGGUGCUGGCAGCGGCUCUCUGCUCUACAGCGGCGACCUGGAGGCCCUGCAGCGGCUGCAGGCCGGCAACAUGGUCCUGCCGCUGGUGCACCGCGUCACGGCCACCAGUCCCUCGGCGUCCGCCCCCCGCGUCUACACCACGGGCACCAUUCGCUACGCCCCAGCCGACGUCACGCUGGCCAUGCAGGGCGCCAACCUGCUGGCACCCAACGCGCACGCCAUGAACUUCGUGGACGUCAACAGCCCCGGCUUUACCAUCGACCCCAAGACGCCCAUGGAGAUGCUGUAUCACCACGUGCAUCGGCUCAAUAUGUCGGGCCCGUUCGGCGGCGCCGUCACCGGGGCGAGCCUCACGCAGAUGCCCGCCGCCAACGUCUUCACCACAGCCGAGGGCCUCUUUUCCACCCUCCCCUUCCCAGUCUACAGCAACGGCAUCCACGCCACGCAGACUCUCGACCGCAAGGAGGACUGAAGCCCACCAACCCCGAGACCACGUUACUGUGUUAACGACUGUGUUACUAGACUCUUUUUCGAGAGAGACAGAAAAAAUAACGAACAAAAAAUAAAAGACGCAAAACUGUGUUUUCAAGUGGGAGACUGUGAGUAAUGUAAAAGGACAUUUGAAAUAAUUCUAGCACUUUGAAUUUCGAGCAAUUGCGCUUGUUGAAUUGAAAUGUAUGGUCCCCCUUCACCUUCUCCCUCCCCUUCCUCCUCCUCACUUCCCACAUCUUUUUCUAUCUUUCUAUCUCCCAUCUUUUCUCUCUUUCUAGAUCUUCUCUUUCUAUCUCUUUCUUACCUCCCUGCUGUCUAGGUUGUCAGUGACAUUUUUCUCCGAAUGGACUAAACUGACAAUUCCUUUUUGUCUCCAGAGAACUCACACCAGUGGGGUUACGGACUUCUCUGGAGGCAGAAUGAGGUGUACUUUUCAUUUGAGUCGAUUGUGUUGCAUCUCUACUCGGAUGCCUUGUAUAUUUAAAGGUGACUGAAGUGGAUGUCAGCAGAAGAAAAAAAAAAUACGAGAAACUGUGAUUGUUUCAAAACCAUAUCUUGAUGUGAUCAAGGUUGAUGAUGACAAAAAGGAUGUUGCCCUAUUUGACCUAGUUGAAGGGGUUCAUGAUUCUUUCUAAAUGAGGGAAUUAGUAUUUUAGAAAUUAAUGUUUUGUUUUCCUUUUUUUUAUAGUUCAGAUUUAACUUGCAAAUCAUACAUUUACUAAAACAAGCAAUUUCAGCCGGGUAUUGACCUGUGAAUAGAAUGUUACUGCAACAACAAUUACAACAAAAAAUGGAACAGGUCGGUGCAUGAUAUGGUAUCUCCCACUUCCAUGUUCUCCUUUGCAGAUCCAUGGUGCUACCAUCCGAUGACCCCUCACUCAGUUGACCGGUAUAGGCACUGUUCUAGGGCUAGAGAUGUACGAUGGUUCGGGAAGAUUUUUCUAGAACAGUCCAAACCUCUUGACCCCAAUAUUUUGUUUUCAAUCCCUACUACCUACCCAAACAUCCAUCUCAUACCCAUUCCUAGUCGACUGUUGGCUGAGCUCAAUGUAAUUGGGCGCUAGAAAGACAAAAAGGAGCAGGUUGGGUUUUUGUUGUUGUUUUUUUUUUUUUAAACGUUUGAAGUGAAUCACUUACUCUCUCAGUCUAGCUGAGACUAAAGACUUGAAAAUGAAUGUUAAAUAUGAAACAGGCUCCCUACCCCCCCUUCUCUCUUGAAGAUUUUUUUUUCUUUUUUCCUUUCAUUAAAACUCUCCCUUUGUUAUCUAAAGCCCAGCAUCUCUGCCGACCAUCUCCCCACCAAGCGGUUUCCUUCCACUGUACACUCAGACUCUGAAAUCACAUAUCAAGGAUGUUGAUACAAGGACAUGCAUUUCAGUCGGAAAUGUAAAAGAAUUCGUUUUUGGAAAAAAAUAUCACAUUCCUGAUUUUUUUCCCACCGUUGCCAAACAAUAUAUGAUUUUCUUUCACAGAUUGGUGUUAAAACACUGUGAUUUUUUGUCGUUUAAGAGAAAAAAAAAAGAAAAUGAUAGUAAUAAAAUUGAAAAAUACUGUCACUUCAUCCUUUGGCAGCCAUCCAUCCAGUCAUCUAUUACCAAGCGUGAAAUCCGUAAACGUGUACAAUGUGUAAGUGUCACUGGCUGUCAGUUUCCAUAGCGAUUUCAGUGUGUGUUACUAUAUGCAGUAUAUACCGAGCUGAUGUAGCUGUUUCGUCCUUUGUCUUCUCUGUGCUUUCUCUAGUCCGGGGUUGGCCACGGGGGUGGGGGGGGCUGCAGUGGUCCCCCCUCCCUCUCCAUUCCCCUCUGCAGUCUUAGUGAACCAGUUGAGGUUAGUGGAUUUUGUGUGGUGGCCUUCCCAAAUGUAGUGUCACCUUUUUUGCUGCUUUCCUUUCGUCUGUACUCCCUUUUUUCUGUUACCUGCUAUUGCUUUGCUGUCGUGUAGUCUUACAGACCUCUCUUUCUCUCGGAGAAAAAAGACUCUUAACUAGCUCAAAGGUUUAUGGAGCCAUUUCUUGCCACUGAGGAAUUCUGGGAUUGCAGUUUCCAGCUUGCAUUUACUCUAUGAAAAUUACGACAAAAAAAAAAAAGUAGCAUUUAGAUUUAACGACUAGACUGGAACCAUACAAGCCUCAGUUGCGAACACAUUCCCAGAGUCCCUUGUGCUUCUUGUAUGCAUUGGGUGUAUUUCAUUGGUUUCCACCAAACCUGUUGACUUCAAGGACCCUGCAACUCACAGGAAUUAAUAAAAAAAAAAUGUUCAUGGUAGUAUUUCAGGACAAUAAACAAUUUUAAAGAUUUCUAAAGAGAUAAAAAAAAAUAUUUCGCACUAUAAAUCUAUUUUUAUAGGUGUUUUGGAAUUGCAUGUUUAAUAAGUUGACUGUUUUGGUUUACUUGAUUUUGUUCGGUCCAGCAGCUUUGUCGAAGUUAAGUGUUUUUUAGUCUGUCCAGCAAAGGGAGGGAUUCCUUCGUCUUUUUAACCGAAUCAGGCUUUGCUCAUCAGGAAUAAAAAAUGUCUGUGGUUUGUUUCUGUAAAGAUGUUGCUGUUAACUCAAACCCAGGUCGUGAAAUAAAUGUUUUUAGACAAAAAAAAAAGUGACAAAAAAAAAAUGACAGGGUGGAUUGUUACCUUACAGAGCGGUUGCAGGAGAGCUUUUGGUGUCCAACAGACGAGAAAGAAAAAAAAGGGAUCCUAGCGUUCAGCAUUUUCUACGUAGCAAAGCAAUGAUGGGGUUUGGGAGACGAGAGAGGGGCAGCUCCGGAAACAGACACAGUGGACCAGGAAAUACACCCAUAUGUUACAAACAGAGCAGCUGGACGAGCUGCUUCAAUGUUUUUCUGUGUUGUGUCAAAAAUGAUUGCUGGUGAUUUAAUCUUAAACUAAUCUCAGCUGCUGUCAGAUAAAUAGUGUUUAAAAAUGACAAUAUGAAAAAUCACUUCAUUACCUGUGACAAACUGUGUCUGUGUUUUUAACUAUUUCUUGUACAAUUAUACAGAUUCUUUUAUGAGGAACUUGGUGCCAAGUAGGAAAAAAAACUAUGGGAGAAAAGGGGUUUCUCUUAGUCUCAAUGUUAACAGUGUUAUAAAUUCUAAAAAGCGAACAAAUUAAAAUAUUAAAAAAGAGAAAAAAAACUAUGGUACAUUUUUAUUUUAUUUUUUUGUUUGUUUUGUUUUUGUUUUCAGAGGAAAACAUGAACUAACUUAAGCUAACUUUGAGUGCCUGGCUUAUUUUUUGAAAAACAUCUUUUUUUGUUUGUUUUUCAUUGACCAUGAAUAAUGCUGCAACUCAGAAUUGUACAUACUUCAUUUUACAACAGGGUUCUUUUAUACUUUUGUAGGUUUUCAUUCAGUUUCAAAAGAAACAUGUCAUACAUGGUUGUCUUUCUGUAACACGGUUUUUUUACCAUCUUACAGGUGCCAUAUUCAUAAUAAACUUCUCUUGGAUUUGUCAAA
Molecule: messenger RNA, 8683 nt
Organism: Clupea harengus (Atlantic herring)
Lineage: Eukaryota; Metazoa; Chordata; Actinopteri; Clupeiformes; Clupeidae
Gene: npas3
Product: neuronal PAS domain protein 3
Biological process (GO): regulation of transcription by RNA polymerase II
Molecular function (GO): protein dimerization activity; DNA-binding transcription factor activity, RNA polymerase II-specific; RNA polymerase II transcription regulatory region sequence-specific DNA binding
Source: RefSeq, a predicted model, not a curated record